GCGUCAAUUCUCUCAAUUUUCCUCUCCUUUUCAUUGCUCUUUAUUAUUGACCACCGCACCUCGGCUGCACCAUCACCACAAAUCCAACAAGCCUGUAAAGCUACAAGAUAUCCUGAUACAUGCGCAACCACUUUAUCGGACGUAAAAGAUAUUCCACCAACCCCCGAGCCAAUUCAAAUUAUUCAUUCGGCAAUACAGGUGUCACAGACUGGGCUUAAAACGUCCAUGACAAAGUUACAAGCUCUCCUCCAAACAUCGGCAAGCAAUUUUAAUCUCUCGACUAAUGUGAGAAUUAGUUUGGAAACUUUGCGUUAUGCAGACUCCAGGAUUAAUUCAACGGGUGUGGCUCUGUCACAAGGAAAGAUCAAGACGGCACGUGCUUGGAUGGGCGCGGGCAUUAGUAACCAACAUGGUGCUCUUACGGGACUUGCUAAGUACAUUAAUGAUACAACUAUGGUUAAUGAGACGAUGCAGGUUCUUAAUUCUUCGACAGUACUUGCAAGUAAUGCCCUUGGUAUGAUCAGGGCUUAUGAUUUGUUUGGGAACCAAACCGUGUCAUGGGACACGCCCAAAACAGAGCGAGAUGGGUUGUGGGAAGCUUCACCCAAGCAGGGUUCUGAGUUAUGGAGUUUGCAGUUUCCGCAGGGACUAGUGCCUAAUGUGACUGUGUGUAAGGUUGGCUGUGAUUGUUCGAGUGUUCAGCAAGCAGUGGAUCGGGCACCACCGAAUAGCAUGACAGCUGAAGAGGCUGUUGAUAUCGCAGCAGUUAAUAGGGGAAAGCAGUUUGUGAUUUUGAUUAAGGAAGGAGUUUAUGCUGAAAUGGUUAAGGUGGCAUUUGAGAAGACAAAUGUUGUGUUUUUGGGAGAGGGAAUUGGCAAAACUGUUAUCACAGGUUCCUUGAAUGUCGCCAUGCCCAACGUGACUACACGGAGCUCAGCUACACUAUCUGUGUAUGGUGAUGGUUUUAUGGCAAGCAAUAUGACAAUAGAAAACAGUGCUGAAAUUGAUGUACAAGCCGUGGCAUUGUUAGCGGAUAGUGAUCGCACCCUAAUCGAGAACUGUGCAAUUCUUGGGCAUCAGGACACACUUUAUGCCAAUGCACUCCGCCAAUAUUACAAAUCUUGCCAGAUUGAAGGAACCGUAGAUUUCAUAUUCGGCAAUGCCAUUGCAUUCUUCCAAGAUUGCACCAUCUUAGUUCGACCACGAGUAACCACCCCGGAAGUUGGUGAUCAGAGUGCCAUUACAGCACAUAGUAGAAUGGAUCCGUCUCAAGUAAGCGGCUUUGUUUUCCAGAAUUGUGUGAUCAAUGGUACGGACAAGUACGCGGAAUUGUACCGAAUCAAUCCAAAAGUACACAAUUAUUUCCUAGGGCGGCCCUGGAGGGAGUUCGCCAGGACAGUUUAUAUCAGUUGUGUGAUGGAUAUUGUAUGUCCUGAAGGUUGGUCCAAAUGGGUUGGAGAUCAAGGACUGCAGACACUUUAUUAUGGAGAAUUUAAUUCUACUGGCCCCGCCGCCAAUCCAGUUGGCCGAGUGCCCUGGAGUAACCAGAUUCCUCCUGAUCAUGUUGCAUCAUAUUCUUUGCAAAAUUUCAUUCAAGGCUCUCUCGAACCAGCACCUGCCGCAUAGAAUUAUAUAACUUUUUUCACUGGCUUGUAACGUGAAAUGCACCCAUAUCUUCUGAAAAUUUGUUUAUUUU
Messenger RNA from Daucus carota subsp. sativus, 1696 nucleotides. Its product is annotated as probable pectinesterase/pectinesterase inhibitor 51. The record is from RefSeq and is a predicted model, not a curated record. Gene Ontology annotation, biological process: cell wall modification. Bases 226 to 1626 code for a protein of 466 amino acids. The transcript has 2 exons. Gene Ontology annotation, molecular function: pectinesterase inhibitor activity; pectinesterase activity. Lineage: Eukaryota; Viridiplantae; Streptophyta; Magnoliopsida; Apiales; Apiaceae.